GCCCUUGGAAUUGUUCCCAGGCGGGGAUCGGGCUGGGGGAAUCUUUCUUACUGUCAGUGGGAGAAGGAUCAGGAUCAGGAUCCGACCGCUUACUAUCUAAAAGAUCUCAAAGCAGUUUACAACAGAAUACACAAGCCCAGAGCGCUGACCUCGUUGCCACUUGCCCCAAGAGAGAAAAUGGCUGCCGAGGAUGGGGAAGUGGCAGCCCUGGGCCUCCAUCUCUGUGCUGUGCUAGAGAAAGGAAUGAAGAUGGAGGAAUUGGAGCCUGUGGAGCCUGGACGGAACAGCCCUCCUGCCGUCUGGGCUGGGAGCCUUGGGGAGAGGCCAAAGAAAUCAGAGGGUGUGAAAGGGGAGACGGAGGAAGGGCUGCAACAGCGCUGGGACGCCCAGUGGCAGCACUUCCUGAAGGCAGUGGAGUCCACCCAAUCAGAAGGAAGAACCUCAUCAACUGGUGACAGUGAAAGCUUCCUUCCUUCCCUAGAGGGGGUGGCUGACCACCGCCAGGAGCGUGGAGGAAAAAGAUGGGCCCAACGGACUGGCAGCAAUGACCAAUUGGCCAGACAUGAGGCAGGCUGCAAGUUGUUGAAGGAGGAGUUCCCAGAGGAGGAGGAGGAGGAAGUGGACAGCCCAGAGGUGCAGCGCCAGCACUUCAGGCAGUUCCGCUACCUGGAGGCUGAAGGCCCCCGAGAGGCUUACAACCGGCUCCGGGAACUUUGCCACCAGUGGCUGGAGCCGGAGAGGCACACAAAGGAGCAGAUCCUGGAACUGGUGAUCUUGGAGCAGUUCCUGGCCAUAUUGCCCCAUGAAAUCCAGAACCCGGUUCUACAAGGUGGGCCAGAGGCCUGCUUCCAUGCCGUGGCCCUGGCAGAGGAUUUCUUGCUGAGGCAGCUGGAGGAGCAGAUGCCGUUCAAAGAGGAGGCUGGUAAUUCUCCCAAGACAGAGAUGGCUCCACCGCAUCCCUGGAAAGGGACCCUCUUCAACAAGGUCAAACAGGAAGAUGAGGCAGAUGCCACUUGGUCAGGAGGUGAUGAGAAACCCUGUAGGUUCCAGGCAAGCCAGCCAGAGAAUCCCAGGGAACUGGAAUCGUGCAGGAUUUUGGGUGAACAGCAUGUUCCCCAUUACCCUGAUCGGAGGACUGCAGCCUCUGAGGGAGGGGCGUACCCAGAGAAGGAAGGGGACACCUUAUUUCCGCACAGCCUUCUGGCGCAGGAGAACUCCCAUUCAGGAGAGAAACGAUAUAAGUGCUCCGUCUGUGAGAAAAGCUUUAAGCAUAAGUCGACUCUGACGGUGCACAAGCGGACGCAUACGGGAGAGAGACCGUAUCGGUGCUCGCAUUGCGAGAAAAGCUUCAUUCAGCGAUCCACCCUCAUUGUCCAUGAGAGGACCCACACAGGGGAAAGGCCGUACAGAUGCUCGGACUGUGGGAAGAGUUUUAACGAGCGGUCCGUUCUCGUCAAGCACGAGAGGACCCACACAGGGGAGAGGCCGUACAAAUGUGUGGACUGCGAGAAAAGCUACAAGCAGCUAUCGGCUCUCGCCGCACACGAGAGGACCCACACAGGGGAGAGGCCGUACAAAUGCUCGGAUUGUGGGAAAAGCUUCACCCGCAGCUCGUUCCUCAUUACACACAAGAGGACCCACACGGGAGAGAAGCCGUACUCAUGCUCAGGCUGUGGGAAAAGCUUUAGCCAGCGACCACACCUGGUUAUCCAUGAGAGGACUCAUUCAGGAGAGGACCCACUUUGAUGCUUGAGCUGUAGUGAUGCAAUCGUCAGCUUAUUUAUUUUGCAAUAUGAGUUCAGAAUAAUAUCCCAAAUCUGCAGCACUUGCAUAGGAAUUGCAUCCCCCCCAUUUCCAUGGAGCAUCUACCUGACAUUGUCAUCAAACCGUCAACCUUCUGUCUUGCCACUUGUUUCUUCUGUUGCAUGGCUGUUUGCAUCUAGGGAGAGAGAUAGAUAUAAAAUUAAGAUAUUUGCACAAUAGCAUUCGGAGGAAGCUAGUUUAUUAGGGUUAAAGGGGCACCACCCUCAGUCAACCUCCACCUGACUGUCUUCUUACUUACUUCUAGUCCAGGUGGUGACCCUCCCUGUGCCAGCUUCCUCCAACCUGCAGUGCUGCACAAAACUGGAAUCAUUUGGCUCUGCCUGUCAUCAGCUCUGGCUCCAUUUACUGAUGGUCUCCUGGCCUUCCACCCUACCAGCUCCUAUGGGCACCACCUAACACUGAUAGCACUUCAACUAAAAAAAAUGUUUUGGCUCAAAAUUUAAAAUUGAUGUUAAAAAUUCUUGAUUACUGGCCAGAUAGUUAUCAGCUUUAAAAUGGGGAUGGAAAAUUGGUGGCCCUCCCGGUGUUGCUGGACUCCCACUCCCAUCAUCCCUGACCAUUGGCUAUUCUGGCUGGGGCUGAUGGGAGUUGUAGUCUGAACGUGUGGAGGACAGCAGGUUGGCAAAAGCCAGCAUGUAUGAUCAAGCUCACUGACACAGAGUUGAGAGAACAGAGACAACCAGACAAAAUAAAAAAGGUAUUAUGGCUUGGACGCUAAUUAGUGCUUAAACUAAAAAGUGAGGUAGCACAAAUGAUAAAGCUGACUACAAAAACAGAGGUAAAAAAAGUGUAAUUCUUAACUGCUGCCUGGAGAGCUAUAAGCUUGAAAACAGGGAUGGGAAGUGGCCCCUGAUCUGAGUUCUGCUCACAGGAUCUUCCCGAGUGGGUCCCAUCAUCCCUGACUAUUGGCCAUGGUGGCAGGGGGUGAUGGGAGUUAGGAGACCAACCACAUAUGGCUGGCCAUGAACUUCCCGCCUGUUCUAUAAGGGGAAGGGGGAAUUAGUGAAAUUAGUACAUAAAAGGGCAGGAAGUCCUCCCUUCUGCCAUCAGGAUCUCCACUGGAUCUUGCUCCCAUCCAUGAAUGGAAGCAGUCCUAGCUGGGCCAGGCCAUAAUACUUAUUUCCACACCGUGGCUGUGUACACACUCCAUACAUUGGCUUCCUCCAAAGAAUCCUGGGAACUGUAGUUUGUGAAGGGUGCUGGGAGGGGUAAACUGCAGUUCCCAGAAUUCCUUAGGGGGAAAUAAUGUGCUUUUAAUUUAUUGUGUAUAUGCAGCCUGUGUUUAUUUUGUUGUGUUCGUUUUCCCCCCCCUUUUUAUAUGAAAUGUAGGGGAACGUUUUUAAUAAAAAAGAUUUUUGAACAAAAUGGUAAGAUUAAGCUCACCGAUAGAGUAAGGCAAUUGUGGGGAACCUGUGGUCCUCCAGAGGUUUGUUGGACUCCAACUCCCAUCAUUCUUGACCACUGGCCAUGCUGGCUAGGGCUGAUGGGAGUUGGAGUCGAGCGAGAUCUGGAGGGCCAAAGGUUUUCCAAGCCUGAAUUAAUCAACAUACAGGAUUUCCCUUCUGCAGGAAGGCAAUCCUGGCAGCCUUUGGCCAGAAAUAGACAUAGUUAGAAACAGGAGCAAGUAUGCAGUUUUGGCAGGUCAAGGAGCUCUGCUGUACCAACAAACCUACCUGACUCUGGAGUGAGACUUGACUGAAGUAUGGAAAAAGGGAAUACUUUCCUCUCUGCUUCAUUUUGGGAUACCUGCCCGCCAGUACCUGGCAUGAUGGUCUGAGUUUGAUUAUUUGAAGGCUUUUAUUCAUCCUUUUUGUGCACUUUGAAAUUGGACUAGCUAAUCAGUGCUAUGCACAGCCCAUCUCCGAGAAGGAAGUUGUUUUAGGAAUAGCCCAGAGGCUGGCCAAUCAGCACUGUGCACAGCCUUGCCUUUUUUAGAAGACAGUUGAGAUUGCACAGUAGGGAGGAGAGCCUGGCUGGGUGUCCAGAGUCUGUGAGUUCAAAUCCCCGCUCAUGUCUCCUGGGUGCCAAGGGCCAGCUAAAGAUCACCCCCACAGUGAGUGGCUCAGAGAUUACGUGCCCUGCCACCUGUGCAGCCGUGGGCAAGCUGCAGAGUCCCAAGGAGCCCAGUUGCCCCCCAGCUGGCAGUUGUGGACAAGGAAGGGGCUGGCUUGUGCAGCUGUGGCAAGCUGAGCAGGCCCUAGCCAGCUGGGGAGGACUAGCCUCAGAGGGAGGCAAUGGGAAACCCCCUCUGAAUACUGCUUACCAUGAAAACCCUAUUCAUAGGGUCGCCAUAAGUUGGGAUCGACUAGAAGGCAGUCCAUUUCCAUUUAUUUUUAAGAUUGUGCUGGGCUUAGAUAAGAGUAACGGUCUGACUCUGCAGAAAGCAGCUUCGUAUACGGAUGUUCCAGACUUGCACGGCUCAGGCAAUGCCUUCACAGAGACCAAGCAAAAUUUCACAAAACAAUAGGCAAGCUUCUUUGUUCUCCAGAACGCUUUGUCAGGCCGGACGUUAAGCAACGUGGGCGGGAGGGGAAAAAAGCUGGUUUGGUGAUGUUGUAGCCACAUAGUCUGCAUUUCCUCAUAGCCCUGAAAUGGGAGUAGAGGAGGAGGUAAGAAACAGAGGGUGUAAUUUUCUGGGGAGUAAGCCCCCCUGAACUCAACGGGACUAGACACUUAUAACAGGAGUGAGGAGCCUUUUCUGGUUAGUAGACCAGACAGUUAUCUCGCCCCCCUCCCAUGGCCCCAAUAUGACAGGGUGGGCUAUUUGCAAAGGGCUUGCAGACAGCCCACCCUCCUAUUUGAACCUCCAUAGGCUCAAACCGGAGUGUGGAGGCUGAUCAAACGGGUGUGGGGACUGUCUGAAAGUCAUUUUUGAUGUUUGCAAAGGGCUUUCAGACAGCCCUCGCACUCCUGUUGCUCCUCUUUGAGCCUCUGAAACUCAGCAAGAUUGAACCCCUGCUCAUCAGCUGAUGAGCAGAGAUUAAAACCUGCUGCAUUGGCUGUGUCUGCUUGUUGCCUGCUGGACACAAUGCUGGAUUUAACCUUCUUAUUCUGCCCAGCAGCUGACAUCAUCAGUGAUGUCAGCUGAUGGGCAGUUGGGCAUGGUUUCGGGGAUCCAACACUGUCACUGGAGGUUCAGGUGGCUUCAGCGGCUAGGAGUGCCUUUCUCCAGCUCCGGCUAGUUCGCCAGUGUCAGCCCCUUUUGGACUGAGAAGACUUGGCCACAGUGCUCCAGGCUCUGGUAACUUCCAGGCUGGAUUAUUGCAAUGCGCUCUAUGUGGGGCUGCCCUUGAAGAUAACUCAAACAUCAAAUGAUCCAAAAGUCUGUUAGGUAGAGAACAGAGUAAAGAAUAUGAGCAAGGCUGCAGAUUAAUUUCAGGUAGUGUACUAGGUAAAAUGCAACAGCAGCAGCAGCUAAGUUGGGUAGCAUUUUGCUCAUUUAUGUUACUCAUGUAUGUUCACUUGCAUUCUGAGACAUUCUGAGACAGUCUUCUAGUCCAGAGGUGCCCAAACUGGUCCGUGGACCGCCAGUGGUCCGUGAGCUGCAUUCAGGUGGUCCGUGGCAUGUCCAUAUUAAAUAUUCGUGUUGGUUUUUAAUUGUAUUUCUAUUGCUUCCGUUUCUUACAUUGUCUUUUGCGGUAUGACAACUUGAAUUCUAUGGAAUGCAAAUUGUCUUACCGUGAAUGAUAAUGUAUGAAAUAAAAGAAGCCAUAAAAAUGCAAUUUAAAAAUCCUGCAUCACCCAGCAAGGCACAUUACAGUUGCUACAACAAGGUCCGCCAACACCAGGAGCAAUUUACGAGUGUCUGUGAGAAAAAAGUGUAGGUUCUAGUUAACGAGAACAUGGGCUUGCACUGUAAGGACAGUGCGCAAGCAUGCAUGUGUAUGUCCAUAGACACCCCCCCACACACAAACAGAAUAAAACCAAACAGCAAGCCAUUAUCGGGGUUAAGAACCUGUGUCCCCCCAGAUGUUGCUGGCCUCCAACUCCCAUCACUACUGGCCUCUGGUCAUACUGGCUGGGGCUGGCGAAAUCUUCAGGGCCACAGGUUUCCUCCCCUUUCAACUCCUUACAUGCCUAAAUUUUUUGGGAUCACCGAGGAAAGCUCGUUUCCCCCCCGAGAUCUUCAAGAGGGCCACAAAGCUGAAACAACAUAACCAAUGUUAUUUUAAAAAAUAAAACGAAUGAAACACGCAAUCUGGGGCAAAACUUAAUUUAUUUAUAAACACUCAGAACAACAUUGUGCUGAUCCUUUUGUUCCCACAAGUCCUCAAAACCCAAAUGUAUUGCCCUAAAGGAGGGCAUAACAGGAAUUGCUCUGCGGUCUUGAGGAUCCCUCCAGCUCAGGACUUUUGGCUCCAGCUAGGUGUUUCUGGAAAGCUCGGGGGAAAAGGGAGGUGGGCCCUUCUGUUGGG
This is a messenger RNA of Rhineura floridana, 6239 nucleotides long. RefSeq names its product zinc finger and SCAN domain-containing protein 31-like. The transcript is spliced from 5 exons. Gene Ontology annotation, biological process: regulation of transcription by RNA polymerase II. Gene Ontology annotation, molecular function: RNA polymerase II cis-regulatory region sequence-specific DNA binding; DNA-binding transcription factor activity, RNA polymerase II-specific. The record is from RefSeq and is a predicted model, not a curated record. NCBI's taxonomy places the organism in Eukaryota, Metazoa, Chordata, Lepidosauria, Squamata, Rhineuridae. The coding region runs from base 178 to 1746 and encodes 522 amino acids.